Molecule: messenger RNA, 3829 nt
Organism: Myodes glareolus (Bank vole)
Lineage: Eukaryota; Metazoa; Chordata; Mammalia; Rodentia; Cricetidae
Source: RefSeq, a predicted model, not a curated record
ACUAAGGGCGCCUGGCUGUUGCUAGGGCCGCGGAACACAAACCGGCGGGCUUUGCAGACUCAGGCUGCACUCUCCAGGGAGGGUUUUUUGGGAGUCUGUCUGAGCUCCCUUUGAGACCGUGUAUCAUGAGUAGCGAGUUCCUAUCCGAGCUGCCCUGGGAAGAUGGGUUCGCUAUCCCCGUGGCCAACCAGGAGAACAAGAUGCUUGAGGAUGAGCUCUCAAAGCUGCAGAAGGAGAAAUCAAACUUGCAAUAUCAGCUUCGUGACUAUGAAGAUCGAAUUGGUUCCAUGACUUCUCACCUUAAAAAUGUGAAUCAGGAAUUUUCAUUCACACAGGCUCUUUACAAAGCAAGGGAGAAUGAGAUUCAAAGUGAAGAACAUUUUAAGGCCAUUGCUGAAAGAGAGCUGGGACGGGUCAAGGACGAGAUCCAACUACUGGAGAAGGAGUUGGCGACCAUCCACGAACGCAAGAGCGAUAAGGAAAACGGCAUAUUUAAAGCCACCCAAAAGCUGGAUGGCCUGAAAUGUCAGAUGAACUGGGACCAGCAAGCACUGGAGGCCUGGCUGGAGGAGUCAGCUCACAAAGACAGCGACUCUCUCACCCUUCAGAAGUACGCACGGCAAGACGAUAACAAAAUCAGGGCCCUGACCCUCAACUUGGAAAGGCUGACUCUGGAGUGCAACAAGAAAAGGAAGCUUCUAGACGGUGAACUAACGGAGACAUUGAGUGCACAGUUAGAAUUAGAUAAAGCUGCGCAGGACUUCCGGAAGAUUCACCUAGAACGACAAGAGCUCAUCCAGCAGUGGGAGGGCACCAUCGAGCAGAUGCAGAAGCGGGAUCAGGAGAUUGACAGCUGUGCCCUGACAUUAGCAAGGAUAAAGCAGGAAACAAGAGAGAAAGAAGGCGUGGUGAAAGAAAAGAUCAAGUUUCUGGAAAACGAGGUUGGGAACAACGUAGAAUAUGAGCGAAGAAUUUCUGUUGCCGAGCGUAAAGUUUUAAAAUGCAGGAUAGAGCUUCAGCGACAGGAAGCCAGCAGGAGCCAACUGAAGGACGAGCUGGAUACUUUAAAAACUACUCUCAAUAGAACGUCCAGCGACUUAGAAGUUCUGAGGAAAAACAUUUCCAAAGUAAAGAAGGACAUCCAUGAUGAAACAUCAAAGCUACAGAAACUGAAACAUCACAACGAGAUUGUGAAGCAUAAACUGAAGACGAUAACCGAGAAGACCAUUUCUGUGGAAGAGAAGGCCACCAACAUGGAAGACAUGCUGAAGGAAGAGGAGAAGGGGGCAAAGGAAGUGGAGGUUCAGCUGAAUAUCGUGAAGGGUGUGCUCUUUAAGAAAGUUCAGGAGCUACAGAAUGAGACAAUGAAGGAGAAAUCCCUGGCCGCAGAGGUCGAAGGCACCCGAUCCUCCCUAAAACAUCUGAACCACCGCUUACGCAAGCUAGACUUUGAAACCCUGAAGCAGCAGGAAAUCAUGUACAGUCAGGACUUUUACAUUCAGCAAGUCGAACGCAGAAUGUCACGACUAAAGGGAGAAAUUAAUUCAGAGGAAAAGCAAACCCUUGAAGCAAAAAUUGUCGAGCUUAAGAAGACACUGGAUGAGAAAAAAUCCACGCUUUCCCUUCUGGAGGCACAGAUCAAGAAGCUGCAUAACGAUCUCUACUUCCUUAAGAAGUCAAACAGCAAGAAUAAUGACGAGAAGCAAUCUCUCAUGAACAAAAUAAACGAACUGCACCUUUUCGUUGACAGAUCGGAGAAGGAACUGAACAAAGCUAGAGCGACUAAACAGGAUUUGAUGAUCGAGGACAAUCUUUUAAAGUUUGAGGUUAAACGCACCCGAGAAAUGCUGCACAGUAAAGCAGAGGAAGUUCUUUCCCUGGAGAAAAGGAAACAACAGCUGUGCACAGCAAUGGAAGAGAGAGCUGAAGAAAUCAAGGUGCACAAAGCCAUGCUCGCCUCCCAGAUCAGAUACGUUGAUCAGCAGCGGCAAACUGUGAGUGCUGAGUUUCAUGAGCGGCUAAGUAAAAUUGAUAAGCUUAAGAACAGAUAUGAAAUUCUUACUGUUGUUAUGCUGCCUCCUGAAGGAGAAGAGGAGAAAACACAGGCCUAUUAUGUAAUAAAGGCUGCUCAAGAAAAGGAAGAACUUCAGAGGGAAGGUGACAGCUUGGAUGCUAAGAUCAACAAAGCUGAAAAAGAAAUCUAUGCUCUGCAAAACACCCUGCAAGUACUCAACAGCUGCAACAACAACUAUAAGCAAUCUUUCAAAAAAGUGACUCCAUCAAGUGAGGAGUAUGUAAUAAAAAUUCAACUAGAAGAACAAAAAAGGACUGCAGAUGAGAAAUACAGACACAAACAAAGACAAAUCAGAGAACUUCAAGAAGACUUCCAGAGCAUGGAAAACACUUUUGAAGUCAUAGAACACUUAGCAAAUAAUAUCAAAGAGAAAUUAUCAGAGAAACAAACUUAUUCCCUUCAAUUGCGCAAAGAGAUUGAGGAGCAGCAGCCGAAAUUAGAGCGUGUGACUAAGCAGUGUGGAAGACUCAGAAGAGAAAUCCGCAUUUUGAAAGGAACAAAUGAUGAAACACUAGAAGAACUAGACAUUCAACUACGCGAGAUUAAACAGUUUCACAAGGACAUUGACCAAAUGUUAGUCAAUGUCAUGGAAAAUGCUGAAAUCCACAUCAUCCUUCAAACAUACUUUGAGCAGAAUGGGUUAGAAUUACCCACAGUUAAAGGCCCGAGCUCCAGAUCCUCUUCACAGUCUUCACUGCGGUCACUCAGGUCGCUUGAGGACACAAUUUCUUCUGUUUCUCUACCUUCUCCACCUUCUCCACCUUCGGUUAAAGUAGUACAGCUCAGCUUCCCAGAAUCCUUGACAGGAAGCAAUAGUUCUAGGUCAGCUAGUAAUGGCAGUAAUUCAAGCACUCCAAAAGGAAAAAAGCCCAGCAAAUAAUUUUUUUUUAAUCUCUUCUACAAAUUUUGAACACAAAUGAAAAACUCAUUAACAGUUAAGUCUUCCUUUUUCUGGGGUUCCAUUUAUUAACAAUAUAGGCCUAAAAUAGUAUCGGAAGUACUGCAGACCAGACCAAAGUUUGCACUACAGAAGCUGUUUGAGAAAAGGACAAAAGGAGCUUCCCCCCCACCCCCAUGUUAUUCAUAGAGAAGGAAACUGCAGAACCUUAGGCAGGCCACAUGUGAUUAGGCAGAGGGAAAUAAAAUAAUCAAUUUUUUUUUUUUACUAGAACACUGAUGUCUAUAGUGUUAGAUGUUUUAUGAAGUAACACAUAUAUGAAGUAAGAUUCUUUCAGGAAUACACUUCUAAAGAGUCACUGCAUAUCUCAAUAAGGAAAUUUUCAUUUACUCUAAAUCACAAAAUUACUUUUUAAAAUUAAAAACAAAAAGCAAACAACAACCAUAUUCCCCCAUUUUUUUUUUUUUCGAGGGUAGCACACACCUACCUGUUAAAGGCCUUUUUUUUUGGGGGGGGGAAUUUAAUUUGUAAUGAAAGACAGCAUCAUUAACAUUAUACUUCCUCGGUAAGAAAAGUAUUGUAUAUGUAUAUAUGUGUGUGUUCAUAUGUAUUUAUCCCUAUAUAUGUAUACAUAAAGUACAACUUGAGUUGCUGUCUCUAUUCUGAUCUUGAAAAAAACUGAACAUAUUAAAUUUACAAUGGAGGUAGAUAUUGCAUACUAUAUUUAAAAAUUAGUUUUUCCAGCUAAUACUACAUUUCCAGCACUUUGAACUUUUUGGAUGAGAGUGUGAACUACUAUUAUAAAGCUAGAUUUAAAUACAUUAUCAUUCAGGUAGAUAAAGGAGCAUCUCUUUAAA